This is a messenger RNA of Sodiomyces alkalinus F11, 666 nucleotides long. Its product is annotated as ribosomal protein L10e. Gene Ontology annotation, biological process: translation; ribosomal large subunit assembly. Gene Ontology annotation, cellular component: ribosome; cytosolic large ribosomal subunit. The record is from RefSeq and is a predicted model, not a curated record. Bases 1 to 666 code for a protein of 221 amino acids. Gene Ontology annotation, molecular function: structural constituent of ribosome. NCBI's taxonomy places the organism in Eukaryota, Fungi, Ascomycota, Sordariomycetes, Glomerellales, Plectosphaerellaceae. The transcript has 3 exons.
AUGGCUCGCCGUCCUGCUCGUUGCUACCGGUACUGCAAGAACAAGCCGUUCCCCAAGUCCCGGUAUAACCGCGGUGUCCCCGACGGCAAGAUUCGCAUCUUCGAUCUUGGCCGCAAGCGUGCCAGCGUCGACGACUUCCCUCUCUGCAUCCACCUCGUUUCCGACGAGUAUGAGCAGCUGAGCUCCGAGGCCCUCGAGGCCGCCCGUAUCUGCGCCAACAAGUACAUGGUCAAGACCGGAGGCAAGGAAGGUUUCCACCUUCGCGUCCGCGCCCACCCCUUCCACGUUGUCCGCAUCAACAAGAUGUUGUCGUGCGCUGGUGCCGAUAGACUGCAGACCGGUAUGCGUGGUGCCUGGGGCAAGCCCAACGGCCUCGUGGCCCGUGUCAACAUCGGCCAGAUCCUCAUGAGCCUUCGCACUCGUGACUCUAACCGUGCCCACGCCAUCGAGGCUCUCCGCCGCUCCCGCUACAAGUUCCCCGGCCGCCAAAAGAUCAUCGUCUCCAAGAACUGGGGCUUCACCCCUCUCCGCCGCGACGAGUACCUGGAGAAGAAGGCCGCUGGCCGUGUCAAGAACGAUGGUGCCUACGUCCAGUUCCUUGCCAACCAUGGCCGUCUCGCGGAGAACAUGCGCCGGUUCCCCGCUGCUUUCGAGGCGGAGGCUUAG